Cyclopterus lumpus (lumpfish) is the source of this 924-nucleotide messenger RNA. RefSeq names its product myeloid-associated differentiation marker-like protein 2. Lineage: Eukaryota; Metazoa; Chordata; Actinopteri; Perciformes; Cyclopteridae. The coding region runs from base 1 to 924 and encodes 307 amino acids. The transcript has 2 exons. Gene Ontology annotation, cellular component: membrane. The record is from RefSeq and is a predicted model, not a curated record.
AUGGAUUCACAUGGGGGUCCAUACCUCAACAUUAGGGCCCUCUGCUCACCUCUGGGUGCUGCCCGCCUUUGUCAGUUAGCCAUGGGCUGUGCAGUGAUUGCCAUGGUAACCCACAAUGCCGGGUUCAGCGGCUCACAUGGUGUGUUCUGUAUGGCGGCGUGGUGCUUCUGCUUCGCCAUGACAGUUGUGGUGUUUUUCCUGGACGCCACUCGUCUCUACAGCUGCCUCCCCAUUUCCUGGGACAACCUCACCGUCACAUGUGCUGCCUUCGCGACCCUCAUGUAUGUGACAGCCUCUGUGGUCUACCCACUCUUCUUUGUCCAAUCUGAGUGCCCCUACGCCGGCUGUGCUGUCAGAAACUUCCGCAUCGCUGUAACUGUGUGCUCCAUCCUGGGUACUCUGGCCUACGGGGCUGAAGUGGCCUUGUGCCGAGCCAGGCCAGGCCAGGCGGUGGUGGGCUACAUGGCCACGGUGUCUGGCCUCCUCAAGGUCGUUCAGGGCUUUGUGGCCUGCAUCAUCUUUGGAGCUCUGGCCAACGGGAGCGAGUAUUCCCGUUACGCCGCCACGAUCUUCUGUGUUGUCGUUUAUGCUUUCUGCUUUGCUCUGACCGCCGUGGUGGUCGUCAUGACCGUGUGUGGGCGGACAAAGGCUGUGCGCUGCUUGCCUUUUGACCGCUUUGUGGUGGUGUGCACCCUCCUGGAAGUUCUGCUCUACCUGAGUGCAUCAGUGGUGUGGCCGGUGUUCUGCUUUGACACAAAGUAUGGCUCUCCAUGGAGACCGUCGUCGUGCCCUCAGGGAAGGUGUCCGUGGGACAGCAAGCUCGUGGUGGCCGUGUUCUCCUUCGUCAACUUUGGACUGUAUGUGGCGGACCUGAUCUACUCUCAGAGGAUACGAUUUGGCUCCUCACAUAACCCACGAGUGUAG